AUUUUUGAGUUUUCUGAUUUUUUUUGCCGCUUUGAUUUCGGUUUUUUUUCUCGUUUAAUUGUUGAUUAGUUUUUCUUUGUUAAUUGUUGAUUGUUACUUUUGGAAUAAUGUCAGUUGAUGUCAUGAAUCCAAAUUCUGAUCGGGAGAUUACCGAAGAUGAGGCUAAAUUAUAUGAUAGACAAAUUCGCUUGUGGGGUGUUAACUCUCAAAAGAUGUUGAGAAAAGCCAAUGUUCUUUGUGUUGGUUGUUCUGGACUCUCAUCUGAGGUUAUUAAGAAUAUUGUGUUGGCUGGAAUCAAUUCUUUAACGGUUAUGGAUGAUGCCAAGAUUAGUGAGAAAGAUUCUUUCAGUAAUAUCUUUACUCGUGUUAAAAUUGGCCUUAAUCGAGCAGAAGUUUCCGUUGAGAAUAUUAAGACUUUAAACCCAAUGGUUAUGGUUAAAGCUUUAGAUUGGAAUAUCAAAGAGAAACUAGAGACCCCAGAUGAGAAUUUUGUUAAUCUAUUGAAAAAUUGUAAUGUAGUUUUCAUCUCUAACUAUGAUCCAGAUACUAUGAUGAAACUCAAUGAUUUAUGUCAUUCCAUUGAAAAUGUGAAUAUAAAUUUUUUCGCUGCUUGUGAUUGGGGUUUCUAUGGUUUCUCUUUCACUGAUUUGGGUAGAAAGUAUAAUUAUAUAUCCGAAGAAGUGACUCAAAAAGAAAUCUAUACCGAAGGCCCUGCAGAAAAGAAAUUGAAAAAUGAGCAACCAGAAAAAGCUUAUGUACAAAAGUAUCUUGACUUUGUACCUUUAAGACAAGCUCUUGCUGUUAAAUCUGGAAAAGCUGGAAUAGGAAUUACCAAGAGAACAAGCUCUGUUCUAAUCUUAGUUCAUGUUCUCUUCAAGUUUUACCAGGCAAAAGGUCGAUAUCCAGAAGCCGAACACAGAUCAGAGGAUAUUGAGCUACUCAAUCGACUGAAAGACGAAGUUGCUGACGAUUUAGCUUACAGUAAAUCAAGUUUAAAAGAUUUAGAGGAAGAUCAAUUUUUCGACAAUGUCUACGGUGAAUUAAGUCCAGUUUCAGCUAUAAUUGGAGGUGCUCUUGGUCAAGACAUAAUUAGAUCCAUAACCCACCAAGAUGCUCCCAUACGAAACUUUUUCCUCUUCAAUGGACUCAGAUUAUCUGGUACCGUCGAAAGCAUUGGAAAAUAAAAAUCGAUAAUAACUUAUUCGAUUCAUCUAAUAUUUACCUCAUCUUCAUCAACCAAACUAAACGAUAAAAUUACCACAAUUAAACAAUCUCAGAAAGGCAAUUCAAAGCUCCAUUCAUCAAUAACUACAACAAAAAUAUAUUUUCUUUAUACUCCUAAUUAAUUGUGAUGAUCCCUUUUUUGAUAGACAGAAAUAAUUAUUUUUUGUUUAUUUUCACUUUUGGUUUUUGUUGAUCAUUAACAAAUCAAUCUUAGUGUAAA
Molecule: messenger RNA, 1444 nt
Organism: Panonychus citri (citrus red mite)
Lineage: Eukaryota; Metazoa; Arthropoda; Arachnida; Trombidiformes; Tetranychidae
Gene: Aos1
Product: SUMO-activating enzyme subunit 1-like
Exons: 3
Coding region: 108-1184 (358 amino acids)
Biological process (GO): protein sumoylation
Cellular component (GO): cytoplasm; SUMO activating enzyme complex
Molecular function (GO): SUMO activating enzyme activity
Source: RefSeq, a predicted model, not a curated record